AUGCAUCUCGAAACAGCCACCGAAGCCGACGCCCCCGCCCUCGCCGCCCUGUACUUCACCUGCUUCACCAACGCGGCCCACCGGCGCGUCUUCCCCCCGACCCCGGAGAUGCACGCGUGGUGGACCGCCAACCUCCGCCGGAAGAUCGCAGGCGGCCGGAGCGUGGUGCUCAAGAUGGUGGAUUAUGCGGCGGAGCCGCUUCCUGCGGCGAUCGGUAGUGCCCCUGAGGAGAAUGGGAGUGAUAGCUCCGCAGCCGGAAGCGAUAGCGAGAGAGGGAGCUAUGCGGCCAGUGACGAUGCAACGGGACCUAGUCCAGCAGCUAGAGAUGCGGACGCGAAUCCAGGCGUGGAGAAAGAGAGCAUGCAAGGGAAAGGGAGAGGCAGAAUCGUCGCCUUCGCGGAGUGGGAGCUUCCCUCCGCAUCCUCUUCCCCUGCGCCUGCGCCUGCGCCUGCCUCUUCUGCCCCAGUUCAAAGUCAAGAUCAAGAUCCGUCUCAACCCACCCCCUCAACUCAACCGCAAGACCCCAACCCCGACCCCACCCUCCCACCCAACCUCUCCCCCUCCGACAAAGACCUCCUGCUCCGCCUCCGCGCACAAACCACCCGCCACCGCGAGGAGGACAUGCGCGGCGUCGAGGGCGGGUAUUAUUACCUCAGCAUCCUCGGCACCAAUCCCGCAUACCGAUCCCAAGGGCUGGGAUCCCGGCUGCUGGCGUGGGGCUUUGAGCGCGCGCGCGCCGAAGGGAGGCAGAUUUACCUGUGUGCGUCGCGGGAGGGGCGACCGCUGUAUGUGAAGCGGGGGUUUGUGAGGGUUUCGGAGGGGGAGGUGGUUGUUGAGGAGGGGGGGGGGAGGAAUUGGUUUAUGGUUUGGCGGGGAUAG
This is a messenger RNA of Aspergillus fijiensis CBS 313.89, 879 nucleotides long. RefSeq names its product GNAT family N-acetyltransferase. The record is from RefSeq and is a predicted model, not a curated record. NCBI's taxonomy places the organism in Eukaryota, Fungi, Ascomycota, Eurotiomycetes, Eurotiales, Aspergillaceae. Gene Ontology annotation, molecular function: acyltransferase activity, transferring groups other than amino-acyl groups. The transcript has 2 exons. The coding region runs from base 1 to 879 and encodes 292 amino acids.